AUGGCUCCUCUCCCAAAGCGCGCUGUCAUUACCGUCACUUCAGCCAAGGCUGACCUCUUCAAUGGCAAAGAGACAACCGGUGUCUUCAUCUCGGAGGUUCUUCACCCAUUUCGAGUGUUCCGUGAUGCCGGCUUUGAAGUUGACUCGAAACUCAAUAACACGCCGACCCCUUCUGGGCUUGAUGGCAAUAACUACGGAAUCUUUUUCGCUUCGGCUGGUCACUCUGCUCCCAUUGACUACCCAACUGCUACUGGUCUGCAAAAAAUCGCCGAGGAUAUCUGGGCAAACGGUGGAGUUGUGUCUGCCGUUUGCCACGGUCCCACCAUUUUCGCCAACAUCAAGGACAAGGCCACUGGAAAGCCCAUUAUUGGCGGUAGAACCAUCACUGGAUUUACCAACGAGGGAGAAUAUGUCUUGAAGAUCAUGCCGGAGAUUAAGAGCUGGGGCAAGCCCCUCGUGGAGGAGCAUGCAGCGGCUCUCGGUGCUACGUACAAGCGUCCCGAUAACGUUUGGGCUGACUUGCACAUCGUCGAUGGCCGCGUGGUAACUGGUACCAAUCCCGCGAGUGCUACGUCGACGGCCAAGGCUGCCGUGGAAGUCUAUAACAGCCCUUGA
This is a messenger RNA of Trichoderma aggressivum f. europaeum, 615 nucleotides long. RefSeq lists its product as uncharacterized. Lineage: Eukaryota; Fungi; Ascomycota; Sordariomycetes; Hypocreales; Hypocreaceae. The transcript is spliced from 3 exons. Gene Ontology annotation, molecular function: glyoxalase III activity. The record is from RefSeq and is a predicted model, not a curated record. The coding region runs from base 1 to 615 and encodes 204 amino acids. Gene Ontology annotation, cellular component: cytoplasm.